AUGAAAACUUUCCUACAUUUGAUAAUUUCAUCUCUUAACUAUUUACUCGAGCAUGUAAAUGAUCGAUGCCGAAUGUCGACGAUCUUUCGUGAUGCAUGUUCCAAAUUUUCGCUUCAAUGUACAGAAUCUUUCCAUAUUGAUAAUAUUGAUUAUGUGAUUGCCGAAGAUACUCUUGAUACACAGAUUAUUCUUGAAAAAAUUCUCCAUCUUGACUCGUCCAAUUUACAUGUUCCUCCAAUAGUUAGUACACGAUGGCUUAGUGAAUCCCUACGUGCUCAAUAUCUCUUACCACGUGAACCGUACACUCGAUCUCUACGAGCUGAGAGUUCAAUCGCACCGCAAUUAGAUCAUCAUUUAAACGAUGAAAAGUUACCUCGAACAAGACAUACUAAUGAACAGUCUAUUAUUCCAAGAAUACGAUCCGAUUCAGACAGUGAUUAUGAUGAGGGUAAAGACGCGAACAAAGCCGAUGAAGAUUUAGUUAAAUUAGCUUCAAAAGACAUCACAUUUACGAAGAAUAAUUGGAUGUGUUGCGAAUCAUCUGCACUGCCUGUUGAAUCAGAUGUUAAUCCAAAUCAAGCUGUCAUUGAUAAACUUCAAGAAAUGGCAAAUUUAUAUCGAAAUUCAAAUGAUAAAUGGCGUGCAUUUGGUUAUCAAAAAGCGAUAAGUACAUUGAAAAAAUGUCAUAGACCAGUGACAACCUAUGAGGAGAUUCGACGAUUACCAGGAAUUGGCUCACGUUUAGCUGAAAAGAUUGUGGAAAUCAUGGAGACUGGUAGUAUGACAAAAUUGGAAGAAUAUCAAACUGAUGCUGACAUUGCUGUCAUGGAUCUCUUUGGUCAAAUCUGGGGGAUUGGGCCAGCUCAAGCGAAGCGAUGGGUGGAUGUAGGUUAUCGAACAUUGGAUGAUCUUCGAACAAAAGCGAAAUUGACUCACAAUCAAAUGAUUGGAUUGAAAUAUUAUUCGGAAUUUCUCGAACGAAUUCCCCGGGAUGAAGUAACACAAAUCGAGCAUGUCGUUAGAGAAGCUGCCGAAACUAUUCGUCCUGGUCUUCUCAUCAUCACUUGCGGAUCCUAUCGCCGUGGCAAAGCAACGUGUGGUGAUUGUGAUAUAUUGAUAACCCAUCGAGAUGGUGUCUCACACGAACAUCUACUUUAUCCAUUAGUUGAUAAAUUAAAAGCUAGUAAUUUUCUUAUUGAUGAUCUUGUCUAUACAGAUAAACAUGAAGAUGAACCUGGAGCGCAUUUUCGAUAUUUUGGUGUAUGUCGAUUGCCUGGAGAUAAUCAUUUACCACGUCGAAUCGAUAUUAUCGUUGUACCAUACGCUGAACAUGCUUGUGCUCUUCUUUAUUUCACUGGUUCGAUGUUGUUCAAUCGUUCGAUGCGUCAAUUAGCUGAUGAGAAUCAGAUGUAUCUCUCUCAACAUCGUCUACAUGUUGGAGUUAUUCGAAUGGGGAAAAACAAAGUGAACGGAGGUCGACUCGUGCCAACACCAACUGAAGAAUCCAUUUUUCAAUAUCUAAAAUUACCCUAUCGACCGCCAUCCGAACGAGAUUAUUGA
Molecule: messenger RNA, 1560 nt
Organism: Adineta ricciae
Lineage: Eukaryota; Metazoa; Rotifera; Eurotatoria; Adinetida; Adinetidae
Source: the annotation of a GenBank genome assembly